Limulus polyphemus (Atlantic horseshoe crab) is the source of this 4308-nucleotide messenger RNA. RefSeq lists its product as uncharacterized. Bases 1 to 4308 code for a protein of 1435 amino acids. The record is from RefSeq and is a predicted model, not a curated record. NCBI's taxonomy places the organism in Eukaryota, Metazoa, Arthropoda, Merostomata, Xiphosura, Limulidae. Gene Ontology annotation, molecular function: protein binding. The transcript has 15 exons.
AUGGAGCGUAUUUAUAUUUAUAUUGCGGUUCCAGCCUUGGACUAUCAGGUUUGUCAGCUUCGUGAGAAACGUUGUCCUAGCGUGAAGUACAUUUCUGAGUUGACAACUUCAGUUCCAAUCAUUGAUCAAUAUCCCCCGGAAGAUGCAGGAUGCUACCAGGGUAGCGAAUACUAUCCCGAAGGUGCCUUGUUACCCUCUGAUCCAGAGAAUCCAUGUGAAGUUUGCUACUGCAUCAACAGAAGCAGUUCCUGUGUUAUGCAAGAGUGUGCUCUUGUGGUCAAAGAGUGCUUACCAAUCUAUCGGGAAGGAACAUGCUGUCCUGUUAAGUACAACUGCUUCAGUCCUGUUUUCAAACUUGUAUGCUAUACUCAUUUUAUUAAUACUAAUCAUCUCAAUUUUGAAAUGGUACCAUUAGUAAAACCCUCGGGAACAACAAACGCCCCCGAAGAAGAAGGAGGAGGCGAGGAGAACGACUUUUCAGCUGGGUGUGUAAUUGAUGGUCACCACUUUGCCGAUGGAGAGGCUGUUGAAUCAGAUGACCCUUGCCAACAUUGUUAUUGCAUGAAAAAUAAGCUGAUGUGUAAUGUACAGGACUGUAAGUCACCAGGGGAAGACUGUCAGCCCUUGACACCAGAGAAAGGACAGUGCUGUCCGGAAAAAUACAAUUGUUCUACGACUCAAAGGCCAUUUACAGAACCUGGUGAACUUGUUAGGCAAGAAGUCACAAAUGGUCCUUCUGUCACUAUACAAGACACAGCUGGGGAACCUAUUAGAAAAGAAGCCACAGAUGGUCCCACUGUCACUACAACCGCUAAGCAACAGCCUACAGAUGAACCUACUGUAAUUACACAAGACACAACUGACGAACCUGUUAGACAAGAAGCCACAGAUGGUCCUACUGUCACUUCGGCUGCAAAACAACAAACCACAGAUGAACCCACUGUAAUUACACAGGAUACAACUGGGGAACCUGUUAGAAAAGAAGCCACAGAUAGUCAGACUGUCACUACAACCGCUAAGCAACAACCCACAGAUGAACCUAUUGUAAUUACACAGGACACAACUGGGGAACCUAUUAGAAAAGAAACCACAGAUAGUCCUAUUGUCACUUCUACUGCAAAACAGCAGACCACAGAUGAACCUACUGUAAUUACACAAGCCACAACUGACGAACUUGUUAGAAAAGAAGACACAGAUCGUCCUACUAUCACUACAGUUGCUAAACAACAGACCACAGAUGAACCAACUGUAGUUACACAAGACACCACAGGAGUGCCAGAGUUUACAACAUCUGACAAGAUUGUAGAAUCGAUCGUUGUUCAAAGUCCUUUAACCAAAGACACUGUAGUGAUCUCUAGAGGAAUACCAGGUGAAGGAAUUUGCCGAUUGAACAACACUAUCUACCAGGACAACGAAAGAGUUUCCAAUAUCGAUGCUUGCACUGUUAACUGUGUUUGUAUGAACAGCGUAAUUCAGUGUGAAAAAAUAACGUGUGAAGUGCCCAACAAGGAUAUUCUGAAGCAUUGUACUUUUACUCACGAUGCGGGUCGUUGUUGUCCCGAAUACGAAUGUUCAUUAGAUGUGACAGAAGUGGAAAACGCCGUACCCAGCGUAACUGUUACUGAAAACAUAUUUGAUGAAGACUUGAUUACAACAACAGCAACAAAAACUACACCAGAAGCGAUUGUAACAGAGAAAAAGGACACAGAGGUUGAUGUCAAAACAGAUGCUUUACUCACUACAACAGAAGUGGUCGUAACUGAUAAAGAAACAAGUGAUGAUGGAGUAACAACAAAGGUUCCAGACACAACACAGGAAGAGACUGCAACAGAGAAAAAGGACACAGAGGUUGAUGUUAAAACAGAUGCUUUACUCACUACAACAGAAGUGGUCGUAACUGAUAAAGAAAUAAGUGAUGAUGAAGCGACAACAAAGGCUCCGAGUGUUGCACCAGAAGAGACUGUAACAGAGAAAGAGGACACAGAAGUUGAUGUCAGAACAGAUGCUUUACUCACUACAACAGAAGUGGUCGUAACUGAUAAAGAAACAAGUGAUGAUGGAGUAACAACAAAAGCUCCUGGUGUUGCACCAGGAGAGACUGUAACAGAGAAAGAGGACACAGAAGUUGAUGUUAAAACAGAUGCUUUACUCACUACAACAGAAGUGGUCGUAACUGAUAAAGAAACAACUCCUGGUGUUGCACCAGAAGAGACUGUAACAGAAAAAGAGGGCACAGAGGUUGAAGCCAAAACAGAUGAUUUACUCACUACAAUAGAAGUGGUCGUAACUGAUAAAGAAACAAGUGAUGAUGGAAUAACAACAAAAGUUCCAGACGCUGCACAGGAAGAGACUGUAACAGAGAAAAGGGACACAGAAGUCGAUGUUAAAACAGAUGCUUUACUCACUACAACAGAAGUGGUUGUAACUGAUAAAAAAACGAGUGAUGAUGGAGUAACAACAAAGGUUCCAGACGCUGCACAGGAAGAGACUGUAACAGAGAAAAAAGACACAGAGGUUGAUGUUAAAACAGAUGCUUUAAUCACCACAACAGAAUUGUUCGUAACGGAUAAAGAAACAAGUGAUGAUGGAGUGACAACAAAGGCUCCAGGUGUUACAUCAGAAGCGAUUGUAACAGAGAAAAAGGACACACAGGUUGAUGUCAAAACAGAUGCUUUACUCACUACAACAGAAGUGGUCGUAACUGAUAAAGAAACAAGUGAUGAUGGAGUAACAACCAAGAUUCGAGACGCUGCACAGGAAGAGACUGUAACAGAGAAAAAGGAGACAGAGGUUGAUGUCAAAACAGUUGCUUUACUCACUACAACAGAAUUGGUCGUAACUGAUAAAGAAACAAGUGAUGAUGGAGUGACAACAAGGGCUCCGGGUGUUACAUCAGAAGCGAUUGUAACAGAGAAAAAGGAGACAGAGGUUGAUGUCAAAACAGAUGCUUUACUCACUACAACAGAAUUGGUCGUAACUGAUAAAGAAACGAGUGAUGAUGGAGUGACAACAAGGGCUCCGGAAGUGGUCGUAACUGAUAAAGAAACAAGUGAUGAUGGAGUAACAACAAAGGUCUCAGAAACUGCACAGGAAGAGACUGUAACAGAGAAAAAAGACACAGAAGUCGAUGUUAAAACAGAUGCUUUACUCACUACAACAGAAUUGGUCGUAACUGAUAAAGAAACAAGUGAUGAUGGAGUAACAACAAAGGUUCCAGACACUACACAGGAAGAGACUGUAACAGAGAAAAAGGAGACAGAAGUCGAUUCUAAAACAGAUGCUUUACUCACUACAACAGAAUUGGUCGUAACUGAUAAAGAAAGAAGUGAUGAUGGAGUAACAACAAAAGUUCCAGACGCUGCACAGGAAGAGACUGUAACAGAGAAAAAAGACACAGAAGUCGAUGUUAAAACAGAUGCUUUACUCACUACAACAGAAGUGGUCGUAACUGAUAAAGAAACAAGUGAUGAUGGAGUAACAACAAAGGUUCCAGACACCGCACAGGAAGAGACUGUAACAGAGAAAGAGGACACAGAAGUUGAUGUCAGAACAGAUGCUUUACUCACUACAACAGAAUUGGUCGUAACUGAUAAAGAAACAAGUGAUGAUGGAGUGACAACAAGGGCUCCGGGUGUUACAUCAGAAGCGAUUGUAACAGAGAAAAAGGAGACAGAGGUUGAUGUCAAAACAGAUGCUUUACUCACUACAACAGAAGUGGUCGAAGAGACUGUAACAGAGAAAAAAGACACAGAGGUUGAUAUUAAAGCAGAUGCUUUACUCACUACAACAGAAGUGGUCGUAACUUAUAAAGUAACAAGUGAUGAUGAAGCGACAACAAAGGCUCCGGGUGUUGCAUCAGAAGAGACUGUAGCAGAGAAAAAGGACACAGAACUUGAUGUUGGAACAACUACUCUUCCAACUGCUCCUGAAGUGGCCAUAACUGAAAAAGAAUUAAGUGAAGACAGUGGCUUGGCUCAACACAUCAUGUGCCUGUCACCUCGAAAACAACGGAACCUCCUCAAUCGGCAGAUAAGUCUGCUACAACUUCAAACGUGCCUUUCAUUCUCCCCGAAGGAGUCUGUCUUUAUGAGAAUCAGGUGUUCCAGUCUGCUGAGCAGAUUCCCUUCCCAGACGUAUGUGAGUACUGCUUCUGUUAUGAAGGGGACAUUCUGUGUAUUCAUCAGGAAUGUCCACCGCCAUCGCUUGGGUGUUUUGAGACCGUUCUCGAAGACUACUGUUGUCCACGUUACGAAUGCCCUGCAAAGAAAGUCAACAAUACCAGAACGACCUCUAAAGGUCGUACGCUGA